This is a messenger RNA of Rotaria sp. Silwood2, 1424 nucleotides long. Lineage: Eukaryota; Metazoa; Rotifera; Eurotatoria; Philodinida; Philodinidae. The record is from the annotation of a GenBank genome assembly.
AUGCAAGUGGAUAUGAAAGAAACUAUUAUCAAUGGUAAUAACAGCGUACAAAGUGUUUAUGGUCUACUAUUUAGUGCAUCGAUGAGAUCUUAUAUUUUACUUAUAGUCGGAAUACCAUCGUUCAUGUGUUAUGUAUUCAUAAUAGUUUACGUACUCACUAACAGGAAUCAUCGUUCAGCACCUAAUAAUUAUUGUCUUCUCAUUAUCUUAAAUCUUCAAUUUUUCUGUAAUAUAAUCGAUAUUCCGUCGGAGAUAUAUUUUUAUCGAGAAGGUCGAGUCAUUUUUGAGAACGCUAUUUAUUGUUAUAUCUGGCAAUUUUUGGCUUAUACCAUUUGGCCGAUCAAUGUUAUUCUCUUAGCAUGGGCUGCAUUUGAACGACAUAUUCUUAUUUUUCAUGAUCGGUUUCUUCGUUCAAAACGAGGAAAUAUAUGUUUGCAUUAUGCACCACCUUUAAUUAUUAUUACUUAUGGUUUAUGUUUCUAUGUCUAUGCUUUUACGUUUUACAAAUGCAAAAUUCCGCAUGUGUUUCAACAAAACUUUUGUAGCACUCCCUGCUAUACAAAUUAUGCACCCAUAAUGUUAUUUAGCAGAAUAGUUAAUUAUAUGAUUCCCUCAAUACUUACUGUUUUAUUUAGUGUUUUACUCCUUAUUCGUGUAAUAUGCUCAAAGCGUCGUAUGCGGAGGGAGUUUAGCUGGCGAAAGCACAGUAAAAUGGCUUAUCAACUUCUUUUUAUAUCAUUUCUCAGUACUUUAACUGUCUUUCCGUAUAGUAUCACUAGUUUUUUGAGUUAUGUUGGCUUGAAAACCAUUACAAAACCAAUGCAAAGUCUGUUCAAUUUCAUAGCUGUUUUAGAACCUGUGCAUUUUCCUUUCGCGUAUUUGACGACAACAUCAGAUUUCUGGGCAUUAAUUAAAACAAAGAUUCGCCCUGUAACUACUCGACGAACGAUUCCAAUAAAUCUCAACCGUGAUUAAACACAAAUUAGCUCGCAAUUAUCUAAUUAAUGUAGAGAAUAUUGAAGCGGUGAUGAUGUGCAAGAGCUUUUCUUCUCGUAAUGCUAUGUUUAUAUACCUUUCUUUGUGAUAUAGAUUUAAAGUUACUUGUUCAUUAGUGUUUUACGUAAUGUGUAUUCUGAUCACAUACUAAAAGUGGUUCCAUUAUAUAAACUGUCGUUCGUGACUCAUCUUUGAUCACAGUUUUAUACGCUUCAUGUUCAUAUGUUGUAUGAAUUCUCUUCCUAUUUAUUUCUAUAAAAUAUAAGUUAUGCCUUGACGUUUUGAUCAAUGAAAUUGAUCUUCUUCAGAAAUUAUUGAACAGUUAAGAUUACUAAAUUAUAAUGGAUAAACUUUAAAAAAAACAGUUUAAAAUAUACAAGGAAGCCAAAAGAGUAAAAAGAUAAUCAACUUGAGGAGUCAUGAACUUG